AUGCGACUUCUCCCACGAGGGCUGGGGAAUUCCCAGCCACGACUGAUCCUCCUUUUUCUGCUGGUGAUUGUCAUCGCUGCUCGUGUGUCUGCCCAGAAGGCGGGGGAUAAAACGACGGAGACAAAUGCCGAUGUGGCCCAGACCACCGACGAUCGCUCGACCAGUGACAGCACAAGCACAAGCACCCCUAGCUCGGAAAAAACUACCACCACCAUGGAUACAACGACGACCUCGUCGACCUCCUCCACGGAAACCUCAACCUCAACCACCGACAGCACUAGCACAACAUCAUCCGUUUCCACAACAACGACAUCAACAUCCUCAUCAACCACCACAACCGGCGCCCCAAUAGUUACCGUACCCCCAACCGCAAAUGCCCCAUACAUGCAAACAACAAACACACCAGAGGGAACAGUCUUCAUCGCCGUCGGCGCCGCCCUCGGCCUAAUCGGCCUAGCCGUACUCGCCUGGCGAGGCAUGGUCGCAUGGUCCGUAAACCGCUCCGUCCGCCGCGCAGCAAUGGCCCAAUCCGAAUCCAAGCGCCUCCUCCGCGGCAGUCGCAAAAAGCGAUCAACCGUCUACACCCCGGCCCCGGCGACCGACGUUUCCCUGGAAAAACUCGGCGCAGCCACCCGAGCCAGCUACAAACCCUCAUCCAAGCGCGGACCCAGCGGCGGCAGCGGUCUCUUCUACUCCCCAACAGCCGGUGGUGCGGGCGCGGCGGGAGCAGGAUCUCAUCAUAGUCUCAACGCGACGACGAAUAAUCGUGGCUCGACGUACCUGCCUCCAGGAUUCUAUACUGCUGCCGGUAAUAACUCGACGUCGCGGGACUCGAUUGGCGGUGCGCCGAAUACUACGGCAGGAGGAUAUCCGCCCAAUAGUUCGACGCCGUCCUUGCCGCCGACUGGUCCCGGUGCGGGUGCGUACUACGAUGCGCCGCAUAAUGCGCGCCAGUCGUAUGUUGGUGCGUCGACUAGUUCGUUGAAUCUUAGUCAAGCGCCGCAGCAGGGUCGGGCACCGAGUGCGUAUUUGGAAGAUCUUUUUGAGAAUCAUAGCUCGCCCCCUCCGCGCCGAUCUGAUCGGCGUGAGAGGUAG
Molecule: messenger RNA, 1095 nt
Organism: Penicillium cosmopolitanum
Lineage: Eukaryota; Fungi; Ascomycota; Eurotiomycetes; Eurotiales; Aspergillaceae
Exons: 2
Coding region: 1-1095 (364 amino acids)
Cellular component (GO): fungal-type vacuole
Source: RefSeq, a predicted model, not a curated record